AUGUCGAUACGCUACAACACCUCCCAUGCAGUCGAUGUCCCUGUCACUGACAUGGACGAUCCCGAAGACGAUAUAAUAUUUGCCGAGCGUCAGGACCGCAACAACUCAUCAAACGUAUUAUUUGACCCUCUCGCAAAUGACGACGACAACAACACAUCCGGUUCGAGCCUUAUUGGCAAGCUAAAGUCGCUUUUGAGAAACGACUCAAGAGCAAACAAUGACUACGAAAUGGUGCUGCGUUACGAUGCUGGUAUUGAUUCGCCAUUGGGAGAUGAGGAGGACUUGGAAGAACCACCAAUUGAUUUGAAGGAGUAUAGGCUAAGACUACUUGAGAAGAAAGUCAAGAACAGGACCAUAUUUGGUGGUGGCGUACUUACAGUAGUUGCAAUCUUAAUGUUCGUGCUUUACUUUGCAAAGAACAACAACUUAAAGUUUAGCAGUCAAUCAACAAAGCCACUGCACAAGCUCUUCUCCAAUUCAACCCACGACUUCCAUAAGACGACUAUUGUGGUUUCAUUAGACGGGUUCCAUCCUCAUUAUAUCAACCCACAUGACACACCAACGCUCCACAACAUGUUUAUCAAUGACUAUGGCGCACCAUACAUGACCCCCAGUUUUCCAUCGGUGACUUUCCCUAACCACUGGACGUUGGUCACAGGGUUAUAUCCAUCUGAGCAUGGUAUCGUGGGCAAUACUUUUUUUGAUACAAAAUUGAACAAACAGUUUGUAAGUACAGAUCCACAAAAUGGUAGUUUAGACCCAGACUUUUGGCAAGGCGGUGAGCCAAUUUGGAAGACUGCUGUGCAGCAGGGAGUAAAAGCGGCGGUGCACAUGUGGCCCGGAUCUGAAGUCCCUGGAGUUGGUCCUGAAUUUGAUUCUGACCGAUUCAACGGGUCUGAGUUGUUGACAUCCAAAGUGGAGAGGGUGAUGGGCUGGUUGGACCGAGAGAUAGACACGAGGCCAGAGUUGAUUUUGACUUACGUACCUACAGUUGAUGAAUACGGCCACAAAUAUGGUAUAUCAGGGGAAGAAUUAUCAAAGAGUUUGACUUAUGUCGAUGAUUUUGUACAAUUGAUGAAGAGUGAGCUUCACAAGAGGAACCUUGAUCAUAUCGUCAAUUUAGUCUUUGUGAGCGAUCAUGGAAUGGCUCCCACAUCCAGCAAGAGAGUGUUGUAUCUUGACGACUUGAUCGAUUUGAAAAAGAUUGACCAUGUGGAUGGUUUUCCAUUGAUUGGGUUAAUACCAAAUGUGGAUGUCGAAGAAGCAUUACGUGAAAUUAAGUCCCGAUUCGAAAAGCUCGACCAAGACUUGACUAAACAUUACCAUAUAUACAAGAGAGACGAAAUACCACAGAGGUUUCAGUUCGGUGGCCCCGUCAAUGACCACAAGUUCAAUUACAGAUUAGCCCCUCUUUGGAUAGUACCAGAUGUCGGGUAUUCAGUCACAACUCAUAAACAAAUGGACGAAAAUGGAGGAGAGUACAAGCCAAAGGGCGUUCACGGCUACGACAAUACACAUCUAUUAAUGAGAGCUUUGUUUUUAGGCUCAGGCCCAUUCUUUAAGGAGAAAUUUAAAUCAAACAAGGUCAAACCAUUCACAAACGUGAAUUUUUACAAUCUCAUCUGCGCCUCGUUGGAGUUGCAACCAGCAGCGAACAAUGGUACAUUGGCCAAUAAAAUUGCCUCUGAGGUGUUGCCAAAGAACUGGAAGGAUGAUCUGACAUUCCCCAAUUUGCCGUUUGAAGUGGAACAUAUUGUUCGCAAUAACGCGACUUAUGAUCAGUUGUGGAGGGUCGGCAAUAAAGUCAAACCAGUUGAUGAACAGCCAAAUCCAAGUACAAAAGCUUCUCUAGUGUCUGAACAAUCAACAAUAACUCAGAUAGAGACACAAUCGUUGCCCAAGCCGAGCGACUUUUUGACAACUACUACAACUAGCGACACGAGCAAUACUAGGCCAACAAAAGCCAUUGCAACCACCACUACCACACACCAAGAAGGGCUUGGUCAAUUGUUUGGUGAUAUAAUUGAUGAUAUUGAGGAUGGCGUGGAGGCAAUUGGUGAUGCCUUGCAUAGUUUUAUUGACGAUAACUUCAACUAG
Messenger RNA from Lodderomyces margitis, 2097 nucleotides. RefSeq names its product nucleotide diphosphatase/phosphodiesterase. Lineage: Eukaryota; Fungi; Ascomycota; Pichiomycetes; Serinales; Debaryomycetaceae. The coding region runs from base 1 to 2097 and encodes 698 amino acids. Gene Ontology annotation, molecular function: nucleoside triphosphate diphosphatase activity; ribonucleoside triphosphate phosphatase activity. The transcript has a single exon. Gene Ontology annotation, biological process: nucleoside triphosphate metabolic process. The record is from RefSeq and is a predicted model, not a curated record.